Molecule: messenger RNA, 483 nt
Organism: Centruroides sculpturatus (bark scorpion)
Lineage: Eukaryota; Metazoa; Arthropoda; Arachnida; Scorpiones; Buthidae
Exons: 1
Coding region: 1-483 (160 amino acids)
Source: RefSeq, a predicted model, not a curated record
AUGAUAAUUUCCUNGUUAAAAAAUUUGGAUGAAGGUUUGGCUGACUUAGAUAUUAGAUUAGAAACAUUAGAAAAAUUGGUUGAUAAAAACUGUAGUUUAAGUGAUCAAAGUAAUGUUACGAAAAAGUUUAAUGAUAUUACUCGCGAACUUGAUUUUUUGGAUAGUCAACGACGAAUAAAUAAUGUUGUCAUUUCCGGUUUGGAGGAGAUUCGGGAUGAAUCUUCCGUAGAAACUAAAGAGAAAAUAAUUGAAUUUGCUUCACGUGUUUUACAAAUGCCCGAUAUUAAAAUCGGUAGGGCAAUGAGAGUUGGAAAGAAAAAAGCUAAUUCCCCAAGACUGAUUAUUUGUACUUUUGUUGAUUAUUAUGAAAAAAUGUACUUUAAGAAACGAGUUUUGGAGUUAAAACCGGAUGGUGUCUAUGUAAAUGAUGAUUUCUCUCCCAGAGUGAGAAAUAUUAAUUCUUUAUUUAUAUUUAAAUUUUAA